AUGAGUCAUGACGGGCCUAUCGUACCCUCGUCGGGUGCGCCCUCGUCGUGGAGUGCGAGUUCUGAUCGCCAGCUCGGUCAUGGAAGCGGCGGUUCAACUGCUGACCCGGGAGAUCGAGUUUACCCAAUUCGAUCAGUCAUCAGUGUGAAUCAGUCACAGCCAACUCCUUGGAUGCCGCGCAACUCAGGGGAGCAUGAGUACUUCCCUCGUCAUGAGACCACUUGGGACGGGCGCCAUCGACCGGUCAACCCACGCAUAGAAAGCGAUAUGUCCCAGCAUAUCAUGAGGCAUGCCGACACAGUGGCCCCUUCCACUGCCGCUUCAUCGACGUCUCCAAAGGGCAGAGAAAGAGCCUGGGCCCAAAGGAAGAGCACAAUGGCUUCUAUUGGGAGCCCACCGCUGGACCCCAAGGUGCUCAGCUCCGCGUCACUUGUCAGUGACCAGACGUCAGAAAGGUCAUUAGUCUCGGACACGAUGGGUGACAACUCUUCGCUCCAUGCCUUCGGGAACUUGCCAGAUAGCCCUACCGGAUACAGGACACCGGGGGCACCUAACGAGAACCUGUUCGCCGUUCGAUUCAAACACGUUAUGACGGAUGACGGCCAUGCGGUCAUCACUGGCAGAGACGGUACUUUACAGCGUUGCGAGGACGAGCCGAUACAAACACCAGGCGCGGUGCAGGGUUUCGGACUGCUGGUUGCCCUGAGAGAAGAGAACGACGGCUGUUUUACUGUUCGCCUGACGAGCGAAAACUCCAGGGCGAUAAUUGGCUACUCCCCGCAGCAGCUCUUUCGGCUUGAGAAUUUCUUGGACAUUUUUACCGAGGAGCAAGCAGAUAAUCUGCUCGACCACAUCGACUUCAUACGUGACGAAGACGCUGAUCCUGCUAGCAACGGACCCGAAGUUUUCAGCAUAUCCAUGAGACCACCGAAGAGCACAACCACUAAGCUCUGGUGCGCCAUGCAUAUUCCUUCAUCCCAUCCAGAUCUUGUACUCUGUGAAUUUGAAUUAGAAGAUGAUCAUGCGCAUCCCUUGAGACCAGCGGAUGAGUUAACUCCGUCAGCCCCCGAAGACACCUUGUACCAAAAUCCAACCUUGGAGGAGUUCAACGAGAGCACUGAAGUAAACAGCAAGCCUCUCAGAGUGCUCAGAAGCGCACGAAAGAAACGGGGAGAAGCAGGUGCCAUGCAGGUUUUCGACAUCAUGUCUCAAGUACAGGAACAGUUAGCUUCUGCCUCAAACCUGGAAAAGUUCCUAAAGAUCCUCGUCGGCAUUGUCAAGGAAUUGACGGGCUUUCACCGUGUCAUGGUAUAUCAGUUCGACUCGGCCUUCAACGGCAAAGUCGUCACCGAACUUGUCGAUCCAGCUCAGACUCGAGACCUAUACAAGGGCCUGCAUUUCCCUGCUUCCGAUAUUCCCAAGCAAGCGAGAGAUCUAUACAAACUCAACAAGGUUCGUCUGCUUUACGAUCGGGAUUUGGAAUCAUCCAGGAUCGUCUGUCGCACCGUCGAAGACUUGGAACGACCGCUGGAUCUUAGCCACGCAUAUCUGCGCGCUAUGUCACCGAUCCACCUCAAAUAUCUUGGCAACAUGGCUGUCCGCGCCUCCAUGUCUAUCUCGAUCAAUGCUUUCAAUGAGCUCUGGGGUCUGAUUGCUUGCCAUUCAUAUGGACGUAGAGGCAUGCGGGUCGCCUUUCCCAUUCGAAAGAUGUGCCGCCUGAUCGGUGAUACAGCUUCCAGGAAUAUAGAACGCCUGUCGUAUGCAUCACGGCUACAGGCGAGAAAGCUUAUAAAUACCGUGCCGACCGACAAGAAUCCUUCCGGUUAUAUUAUCGCGUCCUCGGAAGACCUGUUGAAGCUUUUCGAUGCCGAUUUUGGUAUGCUGUCGAUCAAAGGCGAAACGAAGAUACUAGGAAAGCUUGAGCAGUCACAAGAAGCUCUCGCCAUGUUGGAGUAUCUGCGCAUGAGAAAGUUUACGUCGGUGAUGACAACACAAGACAUUACCGAAGAUUUUCCUGAUUUGAGCUACCCACCGGGCUUUACCGUAAUUGCUGGUCUAUUGUACGUGCCCCUCAGCGUUGGGGGCCAAGAUUUCAUUGUUCUUUUCCGAAAAGGUCAGGUCAAAGAAGUCAAAUGGGCAGGAAACCCGUACGAAAAAAUCGUUCGAGAGGGCACCUCUAACUAUUUGGAGCCGCGGUCCAGUUUCCAGGUUUGGCACGAAACCGUGCUUGGCAAAUGUAGAGAAUGGUCUGAGGAGCAGAUCGAGACGGCCGCGGUGCUAUGUUUGGUUUACGGCAAAUUCAUCGAGGUUUGGAGGCAGAAAGAAGCAGCUUUGCAAAGUAGUCGUCUGACUAGGCUGCUCUUAGCAAAUUCCGCCCACGAAGUUCGCACCCCACUGAAUGCUAUCAUCAACUACUUGGAAAUUGCACUGGAAGGCACCCUGGACCAAGAGACUCGAGACAAUCUUGCAAAGUCUCAUUCAGCUUCGAAAUCCUUGAUCUACGUCAUCAAUGAUUUGCUGGAUUUGACCAACACAGAGGAAGGACAAGAAUUGAUCAAAGAUGAGGUCAUGGACUUGCCAAUAUGUUUUCGGGAGGCCACGGACCCUUUCAAGGUGGAUGCGAAGCGGAAGGGCAUUGGAUACGAAGUUAUUGAGCACCAAGGCCUCCCUCAUUUUGUCCAUGGUGACCAUCGUCGGGUGCGACAGGCGAUUGCCAACGUGACGGCCAAUGCUGUCCAACAUACGACUAAGGGAUUCGUACGGGUGGAAUGCUAUGUUGUAGAAGUGGUAGAAUCCAAGAUCCGGAUCGAAAUAGCCGUCGAAGACACCGGUCGGGGCAUGAGUGACGAAAAACUAGAUGCUUUAUUCCGAGAUCUGGAACAAGUUUCCACAGAUAACAUGGACGACUCUACAAUGGAUGACGAAGAAGAGCACACGGGCGAGUCGCGCACCUUGGGCCUUGGCUUGGCCGUCGUAGCCAGGAUCGUGCGUAACAUGGAGGGCCAGCUGCGGUUGAAGUCGGAAGAGGGUAUAGGAUCUCGGUUUGUCAUCCAAGUCCCAUUCGACCUACCGAGCAAAGAUGCCAUCGAGAAUUUCGAUGCUGGGCUUUCAAGUAAGCAUCUAGAGAGCUCGCACUCCAGUUCUGCGUCAGUGACAAGGACAUUGCCACUUCCGGACAUCGGGGAGGUUAUGCUGGUUGAUCGUGGAGGGUCUACAUUCCACACCAAUCCGCCUCACGGUCUGACGAAAGCGAAGAGCUUUGACGAGACCGUUAGUGUCAACAGUCUUAAAAGCACAAGUAGUAAAGUCAGUGGCGGUAGCAAUAAGAGUGAUGCCGACCGGUUGAUCGAUGCCAUUCAGACCCCCCUCUCGAUUGGCGAGCCGGAGUCGCAAGCAGUAUCGCUUCAGCGGCAAGGGUCCGUGGACAAGAAACACGUAGCUAGCAACAACCUAGCCUCUAGUGUGAGGUCGCUAGCUUCUAUGACUACGAAACGCCCGCCAAAAUCAGAAGGACUCAACACUGCUGACCGCCCUCACAUUCCUCGAAGGUGUACGACGCCGCCGUCCACGACUACAAAUGCAAAUUUACCGGUAGGGUUUACCUAUGUCCAGGACACCAAAACCCCCAUUAAACCUAUCAAAAUGCCCGACGACUACGCCGACCAACCCACCAUGCCCCAACCUUCACCUUCAUCUCGGGUGUUAUUCGAAAUUCUCGACAGGUCAAGCAAGUCGACACCACACGAUGGCACAAGCAGAACGCCAAACCAUCAAGCGCCUGGGUCGUCAGGGGAACUCCAGGUUCUUAUCGCUGAGGACGAUCCAAUCAAUAUGAAGAUUUUACGAAAACGCCUCGAGAAAGCUGGCCACCAUGUCACCCACGCCGUGAAUGGCGAGGAUUGUGCAGCUGUUUAUGGUGGAAAAUCCAAAGAUUUUGAUGUUAUCUUGAUGGACAUGCAGAUGCCGAUAGUUGACGGGCUAGCGAGCACGAAAAUGAUUCGAGCCCUUGAAAAAUCGGACAAACACGUAGGACUCUCGCCGUUGGCCUCACGCCACGGAAGAGUGCCAAUUUUUGCUGUGUCUGCGUCUCUUUUGGAACGAGAGAAGUCGAUAUAUGUGAAUGCCGGUUUCGAUGGCUGGAUUCUGAAACCAGUUGACUUCAAAAGACUGCAUACAUUACUGACUGGAAUCUUCGAAGAUGAAACACGAAACAGUUGCCUCUACGUCCAGGGUCACUGGGAGCGUGGUGGCUGGUUCGAACGCCGGACCAGACCCACCCUUGCUCCUCGGGAAAUAAAUGAUGACUCGACCUCCGAGGAGAUCACGCCCACAGGGCUGACCGGGACUCAAACAUCUACCAACACAUGA
This is a messenger RNA of Pseudomassariella vexata, 4368 nucleotides long. RefSeq lists its product as uncharacterized. The coding region runs from base 1 to 4368 and encodes 1455 amino acids. Gene Ontology annotation, molecular function: phosphorelay sensor kinase activity; protein binding. The transcript has 3 exons. Lineage: Eukaryota; Fungi; Ascomycota; Sordariomycetes; Amphisphaeriales; Pseudomassariaceae. The record is from RefSeq and is a predicted model, not a curated record. Gene Ontology annotation, biological process: regulation of DNA-templated transcription; phosphorelay signal transduction system; detection of visible light.